GCUGCUCACGAUCUGCGCGCUGCUCGGCCCGCUGCAGGUGACUUUUCAGAUCACCCCUCCGUGUACCCGUGAGAGGCAUUAUGAGCAUUUCGGACGAUGCUGUAAUAAAUGUGAACCAGGAAAGUACAUGUCUUCUAAAUGCACUACUACCUCGGAAAGUGUAUGCUUGCCCUGUGGCCCAGAUGAAUACUUAGACACCUGGAAUGAAGAAGAUAAAUGCUUGCUGCAUAAAGUUUGUGACACAGGCAAGGCCCUGGUGGCGGUGGAGCCCGGCAACCGGACGGCCCCGCGGCGCUGCGCCUGCACGGCCGGCUACCACUGGAGCGCCGACUGUGACUGUUGCCGCCGCAACGCGGAGUGUGCCCCGGGCUUCGGCGCCCAGCACCCGGUGCAGCUCAACAAGGACACAGUUUGCAAGCCCUGCCUACUAGGCUACUUCUCCGAUGCCUUUUCUUCCACCGAGAAAUGCAAACCCUGGACCAACUGUAGCAUUCUUGGAGAGGCAGAAGUACGUCAUGGGACGGAUAAAUCAGAUGUGGUUUGUAGUUCUUCUCUGUCAUCGGCAAAGCCUCCAAGAGAACCCCCGAUUUACUUGCCCAGUUUAAUUAUUCUGCUUCUCUUCAUAUCCGUGGCAUUGGUUGCUGCUGUCAUCUUUGGUGUUUAUUAUAGGAAAAAAGGGAAGGCGCUAACAGCUAAUUUGUGGCACUGGGUCAAUGAGGCUUGCGGCCGCCUAAGUGGAAAUAAGCAGGAGUCCUCGGGCAACAAUUUUAGCAACACUCACAUGGAAGCCUCUAGUCAGCGUGAAAUUUGUGAAGGUGUCCUACUGCUGACUCUGGAAGAGAAGAUGUUCUCUGAAGAUAUGUGCUGUCCAGACGGUGGUGGUGUCUGCGAGGGUGCGUGUGCAGGCGGCGGGCCCAGUGCCAGGAUGCUCCCCUUGGUCAGCGAGCUCGAGGGGGACCCCUUCCAGCAUAGUCCCAUGGAAGACGAGUAUGUGGACAGGCCCUCCCAGACCCCAGACUCUUUGCUGUUCCUCACUCAGCCUGGGAGCAAGUCCACACCCCCCUUCCCUGAGCCCCUGGAGGUGGGGGAGAAUGACAGUUUAAGCCAGUGCUUCACUGGGACAGAGAGCCUGGCCGAUUCUGAAAGCUGCCACUUCGCUGAGCCCCCAUGCAGGACUGAUUGGAUUCCCACGGCUUCCGAAAAGGACUUGCAAAAAGAAGUGGAGGGUGGCCAUUGCCCCCACUGGGCAGCCAGCGGCAGCUCGGCAGAGGGCUGUGCAAACUGUGGGAACCCGCCUGGGGAGGCCCGGGAACCCCUCACGGCUUCACCGCAAAGCGGACCCUUGCCCCAGUGUGCCUAUGGCAUGGGCCUUGCGCCUGAAGAUGCUGCCGCCGGGGCCGGCCAGCCCGCCUAUGGGGCUGACCGAAGGCUUCCCGGCUCCAUGAGGGGGGGCCCUGGGUCUGGAAGCGCCUCCAGUGACCAGCCACCUGCGUCUGGAAAUGUGACUGGAAACAGUAACUCCACGUUUAUUUCCAGCGGGCAGGUGAUGAACUUCAAGGGCGACAUCAUCGUGGUCUACGUCAGCCAGAACUCCCAGGAGGGCCCGGCAGGGCCGGGCAGCGGCGCGGGGGAGCCGGUGGGCCGCCCGGUGCAGGAGGAGAGCCCGCCGCGCUGCGACUCGUUCGCCGGACUCGGGUCGCGCUUCCCGGACCCGUGCGCGGGCCUGGACGCGCGCCUGGGCGGGGGGCUGCAGGAGCGCGGCGCCCCUGGGCCCGAUAAGGCCUCGCGGCCGGUGCAGGAGCAGGGGGAGGCCGAGGCCGGCGCUACAGGGGCACGGCGCUGAGCGGCGGGGGACCCGCAGCGGCUCUCGGCGCCCCUCGGAGCCGCCUUGCCUGGGGGCGGGCGCCGACCUCUGAGUCUCCAGCCUGGCCUCCGCGGGCCCCACAGGGGCGGGGUCUCUACCCCGCUCGGGAGCCAGGGGCACCUGCGCCUGGGCGGGGCCGGGGGGUGGGGCUCCGCACCUGCGCCUGGGCGGGGCCUGGGGAGAGCGCGCUCCUGCGCCUGGGCGGGGCGGUGGCCCGGAUCUGCUCCCUGACGGCCCUCCCUUCGGUACAUCCGCGUCGAAUGACCUGACAUUCAGCGCCCACCUUCUUGCUCUUUAUGUAGAAUCGGGCACUUUUUAAAAAACCUGCAAUUGUUAUGACCAUUUACUGAUACCCACAGUCACGUAUCAUCUGAUGACACAGGUACACGACGCUCCACUUUUUACCUCCUUUUAGGGUUUUCCUCCGUCCCCUCCUGUUCCCCAUUAUCAUUUCAUCAGUAGUUUGUCUCUUUAUGGCAUCUGUUUUAAUGAUUGUUCUGUUCUCUUUGGGUCCGUUUUUUUCCCUUAUAUUUGUAUUUCAUUUCCAUAACAUUUUUCUUGAUACUCUAACCCCCUUUUGUUUUUACUCUGUAAGGGUUCUCUUGAAAAUUCUCCUAAGGGUGCUGGUCUUUAUAUAUUUUCUUUUGCACCCCUUCUUGAAAGUAGGUUGCCUGUGUUUUGGUGAUGGGUUUUUUGGGGGGCGGGGUAGGCAGGGAGGUCUGUACUAAGCACUUUUGGUGAAAAGGCCAGGACUGUGAAGCCUAGAGGGAGGCUCAGGAGCAAGUGGAGAGGAUCUUCGUCUUUGCAAAAUUUUCUGUGUUCUGUUUUUUUCUUUUUUUCUUAAAGGAAGAAAAAAGGGAAACCCUGCUUUCCCCCUGAAUGUUUUUAAGUUUCUGUCAAUCCACAGGCAGAACUAAGCUGUAAUGUGUCCUUCUUUCCCUCACCCCAAAAAUGGCUGACCCCUGAGGUGAAGGUAUUUACUCAUUCCAGCAGAGGCAGUCAGGUACUUUGGUAACUAAAUCUCUAAAAUCCAAGUUGCUGCAGCUCGGCAUUCUUACUCUUGAUGUCUCUCUCAAAAAUACGUGAGAAAUGCAUAGGACACAGGACAGCCUGAGUACAGGGUGAAAAGCAGCUGCCAGGGAAAUUCAAGAAAGAAGGGAUGGGGCACCUGGUGGCUCAGUCAGUUAAGCAUCUCACUCUUGGUUCCCACUCAGGUCAUGAUCUCAGGGUCUCUGACUCUGCUUGGAACUCCCUCUCUCCCUCUGCCCUUCCCCCUGCUCUCUCUCUCUCUCAAAUGAGUAAAUAAAUAAAAUCUUAAAAAAAGAAAGAAGGGUUAAAGCUGACAUGUUAAUUUGUGUUUUCUUUUUCUAGAUAAGAAGUGCAUAAGUGUGUUUAGGCCGUAGACCCUAUUUUCGUCCUAAAUAAUUGUGCAUCUGUGAUUCAGCCUUGUAGAAAUGGUAAACAUUUCUGCUAUUUUCCAAAGCAUCUUAUUUAAAAACCAAAUCCUCAUAUUGUGAAUUUAAGAAAACUUAUCACAGAGAUACUUUUCUCUUAGAUCAGCCCACUUGUGAGGAAACACACAGCGUGAGUCAGAUUGAAAGGAAGUACCUGGGUUCUUCCAUCUGUUGUGGUCAGUGAGUAUUCUCAUAUACCAAAAAAAGUUAAAAUAUCUAAGCAGAUUAAAAUUAAUUUUGUGGAUCUGGUAGGUUUUAAGAGUGCUAAUAGUGGUCAGUGUCCAGACUUAAAUGGCCAAAGGUGUCCAGCUGAAGGAAUGACCAUUGGUCACUGGUUUCUCCUUACUGGUUGCAGGUCUCUUGGAAAUGCUGGAAUAGUAGCAGUCAAUUGUGACUUUUUUUUUUUUUUGAGAGAGAGAGAGCAUGAUUGGAGGGGUGGAGGGAGGGAGAGGGAAAGAGAAUCUUAAGCAGGCUCCACACCCAGUGCAGAGCCCGACUCAGGGCUCCAUCUCACCACCCUGAGAUCACGACCCGAGCCGAAAUCAAGAGUCGGAUGCUUAACCGACUGAGCUGCCCAGGUGCCCCUCAAUUAUAAUUUUUAAUGGAGAAGCAAAGGGUAGCUCUAUAAUUUAUGGGACUUCUUAGCUUACAUAAAAAGCUGCAGGAAGUAACUGCACUGCUGGGAUGAUUAGUUUGUGGGAAUUUACUGUCUGUUCUGCCCAUUUAGUUAACAUCCAUCCAAAGAGAGAUGUCAUAAAAAUGGGAGAAACCACUAUACCUUUUGAUAUGGACUGUAUUAAACAGACAAAAUGUGGUUCACAGAGUAGAAUGCUAAAGCUAAAGACCCGAGUCUCUACCGUGAGUAUCAUCAUCUCAUGAUACUACUUUCACCUUUCUGUGCUUUCAUAUUUCUUUCUAUAAAAAAGCACUAGUGAUCAUUUUUGACACUUACCCAGAGAAAACAAAAGGAUGUUACAGUGAAUGUUUAAGUAUCUUGAGCUCCUUCAACAAAAGGUGCUAAAUAAAUCCAUAAGAAUCUACUUUCAGAAAAAGGUGGUAUUCUUUCCCACCCUGAUCCCUACAUUCGAUAUUGAUCCAAAGACAGUUAAGUGGUAGAAAUGUAUGGCAAAUAGAGGUCUGUGUCUAUGUAUUACAGAGACAUAUAAGACAGAUGUAAACAGAAUAAAAUGAAGAGAAUAAUGAAAAAUUUGGGGGGAAUGUGAUAAAGAGAUUAUUAAACUUAGCGUUCAUCAUAAAAGUUGUUUUUUUUUUUUCAUGGCUUGCUUGAACAGGGCUCUUUGUAAAAUAAUUGAUGUGACUUCUUCCUGAUCUCUGUGGUCUGCUGUGGUGUCAAAUGUUGGUUAUGUUAUUUCUUAUCGGUGGAACCCUCAACAACAGAGUUGGGACAGAAAAUGCUUUGCUUUGACAAUGUAUCUGCUGUUGAUCUCAUAAGAAAAUUUUUUAAAUUCAGGUUAGCUAUGCAGUGAAAGAGUUGAAAGGGAAAUGGAUUCUAGGGUCUCCUGCCCACAUUUAGCUCCACUACCAGAAGAAGGAAGAAUUCAUUUCUCUCUCUACCUGUAAGUGCAAAGAGCAGUUUGAAUGUGAUGUAGUCGAACCUUCCUGUGGCAGGAGGAAGGGGUUUCUGCUAUGUAACAAGCACCCCAAAACGUAGUGGCUUAAAGCAACCACCAUAUAUUCUGUGGUUUGGCUCAACUUGGCUGGUUCUUCAGGCCUGGGUGAGCCUGGUAAAACUUGCUUACCCAUGUGCAGGCUGGCUGGCUGGCUUGCUGGCUGGGAUUAGUGGGGCCAGACUAAACACUCCCCAUGUGCUCCCUCAUCCUUUCAGCAAGCUAGUCUGGCCUUGCUCUCUGGUGGUGGCAGGUUUCUGAGAGAGCAAGUGUGCCAGGCUUUUUGAGGCCAACGCUCAAACUGGUAUGCUGUGACUUCUGCCACACUCUGUUGGUCAAAGCAAGACACAGGGGCAGCCCAGGUUCAAGAGCUGGGGGAGACAGACCCCCUGCUCUAAGCGGGAAGAGCUGCGGCGUGAGAGAGGAAGAGGGAUGGAUGCAAGGAGGGGAAGAAUGAGUCCCUUUUACCAUCUGUCUACCAUUGGAGUAUUGUUCAGAACAAAAUGGCGUGGAAUAAAAUCCUCCCAGAGCUCAUCUGGGAGCAGGAGAGGGAUGUUCCUAGCCCCUAAGGAGUGCUUCCAUCACUGGGGAUCACAUUCGUACAGAGAGACACCCACAUCCAUAUUUAAGUAUUGAAAUUCCUUCCAAAGCCAAAUAUCCAUGGCUGGGGACCUGGAUCGACUGUACUACUGCAUUCCAUUGGCACAGGUCAUUGAAAAGCGACUAUUUGUAAAGUCAAGAAAACUGGUGAGACACUUGGGUAGAGGAACCUGUUGUAUAAAUAGAUAAAAGAGGUCACGUUCACUCGUUGUGCUGACUCAACAAACUAUCUAUGGCUAGGUACUGGGCAAAAGAGUGAGUUUGAGCAAAGGUUCUGUCUCCGGUGGGAGAGGUGUCAUUUUGAAACGUUUGCUCUUUGACAGUCUCCAAGGGCACGUGGCUCCCCUUGGCCAUCUGCUCUGGGCACCAGUUGCAUAACCCCCUUUAAGGGGAGGGAAUAAGCAUUCAAAGGCCUAGGCAUUCAGUUGGUGAGUCAUCAUUUUUAUUUAUGCUUGGGCCCUGAGCAUCCCUGAGAAAGGAGGUGAAGCUAGCUAAAGUCCUAAGGCAUCUGGGGACAUCCUAGAGAGUUAGGGAAGACCUUGGACAUUGCUCUGCAAUAGGGCACCAGAGGAGCUUCUGGGAACAGAGAUUAGCUGUGGAAUUCCUGCCACAGCAUGCCACCCCUACACCCACCCCCACCCCCCGACUGCCGCCAAGGAGGGGCUGUGCUGGCUGGUGAACAGACUGCCUUGCAGCAAUGAUGCCUUGCCAAAAAGAGGUGGGGACCCAAAAUCGGGCAGUGGUGGGGCCAGCAGCAGGCACAGCAUGUCGGGUGGAAUCACGGAAGCCAAGCCCAGAGGGGCAGGGGGCCACGGAUGCUGGAGACCCUGGCCCGACACCCCCAUGGCUGCCCCCACUAAGGAACUGACUCCCUUAGGAAAACAACUCAGUGUCCCCCAAGGUCUGAACAAGGGGAGCACAGAAUACAUUUCCAAGUGGGGAGGGACACCUAAGUGACCUCUGAUUGUGACCCUCGAUGAUUCCCUUCACCCUGGCUUCUCAUGCUCUUGUGAGCCUGACUGUCUCUCUAGGUCUGUCCACCUUGUUACUGCACAGUUACCUUGACCCCAGGGUGAAGUUGAAACCCCUCCUUAGUUUGCAUCUCUUUCCUCCAUUCCCCUUGGUAAAACCGACAUGCAGGAACACUUCCCCCCCCGCCCAAAAUCUUCAUUUAAGAAUGAGGUUGCCAAUAGCAUAAAAGUUAAAAUGACAAAUUCCAGGACGUUUCCAGUAUCUUCAUUCUACUGCGAGGCACUGGAGACGUUCCCCUGUGUAAUGGAGCAAAUAGAAGAGUCGCAGUCAGACCCGGAGUCAAGAGCCAGCCCUCCUGCUUCCUGACUUCCCUCGUGCAGCCACCCUCCUUAGCUCUAUUUCCCACGUGUGUAAAUUGAAGAUAACCCUAUUAGUUUAUAGGGUUGGGGCGAGGAUGGAAUGGGAUGAGGGACAACUGUGCACCAGCAGAGCUCCUGGAAGAUGUUAGUGGGAGAGACCAUCUGUUACACAUCACCCUCCCCCUGUCUCUUACAGCUGUCCAUGUGGUGGCCUCAGACAUCAUGUCUCCUUCCUGAGUCGGGCCACACAACUAUUAACUAACCCUGCCGCCCACCUCAGACACCUUCCCACUCUUUCAAACUAGGUCCAAGAGGUGCGCCUUUUCCAUUGUAAAUUCACAAGACUGUGGUAGCUGACCCAAAGUUGUUGUCUCCUGAUGUCACAUGGAGGGAAGGGGGCUUAUGCCGUGUAGCCCCCCAAUAUACCACCUUCACUGACCAGUACAAUCAGAAUGGGCACCGGGGGGCCUUUCUGUCCUGGCCUCUGACAUUUGGGAAGAGUGAGGGAUACCGGGAUGUGCAGGUUGAAAGGCUGUUUCUUGGGUGCCUGGGUGGCUCAGAUGGUUAAGCGUCUGCCUUCGGCUCGGGUCCUGAUCCCGGGGUCCUGGGAUCGAGCCCCGCAUUGGGCUCCUGGCUCAGCGAGGAGCCUGCUUC
Zalophus californianus (California sea lion) is the source of this 7531-nucleotide messenger RNA. RefSeq names its product TNF receptor superfamily member 11a (gene TNFRSF11A). The coding region runs from base 128 to 1843 and encodes 571 amino acids. Gene Ontology annotation, cellular component: external side of plasma membrane. NCBI's taxonomy places the organism in Eukaryota, Metazoa, Chordata, Mammalia, Carnivora, Otariidae. The record is from RefSeq and is a predicted model, not a curated record. The transcript has 10 exons. Gene Ontology annotation, biological process: lymph node development; positive regulation of bone resorption; mammary gland alveolus development. Gene Ontology annotation, molecular function: tumor necrosis factor receptor activity; cytokine binding.